Molecule: messenger RNA, 1891 nt
Organism: Fukomys damarensis (Damara mole-rat)
Lineage: Eukaryota; Metazoa; Chordata; Mammalia; Rodentia; Bathyergidae
Gene: Arg2
Product: arginase 2
Exons: 9
Coding region: 286-1398 (370 amino acids)
Cellular component (GO): mitochondrion; cytoplasm
Molecular function (GO): manganese ion binding; arginase activity
Source: RefSeq, a predicted model, not a curated record
UAGCCACUGACAUGCGGUCCGGCCAGCACAGCACAGUUGUUCUGCAGCCCUCCCUGCGGUAGUUCGCUUCUGCCGGGUGGGCGCGCAUGUGCGUGGAGUGGAGGUCAGAGACACUCGAUCUGAUUGGCCUGUUCCGCCGAGGUCGUGAACUCGGCCAGGACCGGCUGUUUCCCGGGAAAAGACGCUCCUGUCUGUCGUUCACCCACGGCGCUUUCAUUGGCCAGACCUUGAGGCAUCAGCGAAAGGGUCACGUCCCUAGGACACAGCCCUGUGCAGGGUGGGGUGAUGUCACCGUGGGCGCGUCCCAGGCCGAAGAGCCCCUCGCUGCCGGUCAUGUCCUUGAGGAGCAGCCUCUCGCGUGUCCUCCGCUCGCAAGUGCCUUCUGUCCUGAAGAAAUCCGUCCACUCCGUGGCCGUGAUAGGAGCCCCUUUCUCUCAGGGACAGAGAAAAAAAGGAGCGGAGUAUGGCCCAGCUGCUAUAAGAGAAGCUGGCUUGAUGAAAAGGCUCUCCAGAUUGGGCUGCCGCCUUAAAGACUUUGGAGAUUUGAGUUUUACUCCAGUCACCAAAGAUGAUCCCUUCAACAACCUGGUCAUGAAUCCACGCUCAGUGGGCCUCGCUAACCAGGAACUGACUGAGGUGGUUAGUAGAGCGGUGUCAGAUGGCUAUAGCUGUGUCACUGUGGGAGGAGACCACAGCCUUGCAAUUGGUACUAUUAGUGGCCACGCCCGGCACUGCCCGGACCUUUGUGUCAUUUGGGUUGAUGCCCAUGCUGACCUCAAUACACCCCUCACCACUCCAACAGGAAACCUCCAUGGACAGCCAGUCGCAUUUCUCCUCAGAGAACUACAGGACAAGAUACCAUCACUCCCAGGCUUUUCCUGGAUCAAACCUUGUAUCUCUUCCCCAAGUAUUGUUUAUAUUGGACUAAGAGAUGUGGACCCUCCGGAACACUUUAUUUUAAAGAACUAUGAUAUUCAGUAUUUUUCCAUGAGAGAUAUUGAUCAACUUGGUAUCAAGAAGGUGAUGGAACAGACAUUUGAUCUGCUGAUUGGCAAAAGACAAAGGCCAAUCCACCUGAGUUUUGAUAUUGAUGCAUUUGACCCUACGCUGGCUCCUGCCACAGGAACCCCUGUGGUAGGGGGACUGACCUAUCGAGAAGGCGUGUAUAUUAGUGAAGAAGUACACAAUACAGGGUUGCUGUCAGCACUGGACCUCGUUGAGGUCAAUCCUCACUUGGCCACUUCAGAAGAAGAAGCAAAGGCUACCGCUAGUCUUGCAGUGGAUGUGAUUGCUUCGAGUUUUGGUCAGACAAGGGAAGGAGGGCACAUUGUCUAUGACCAGCUGCCUACUCCCAGUUCACCAGAUGAAUCAGAAAAUGAAGAACGCGUGAGAAUUUAGGAAAUAUUGUAUGCUGGGAUAUUUCACAAAGAGUUUCAAGUGGGCAUUCACGUUGUGAGGCAUUCUGAGGGGGACAGAUAUAUGGCUGUCCUGGGUCAGUACCGCCUUAAUGAGAACAUUGUGCAUUCUCACUAAAGUUUCCCCUCUCCAUUUUGGUGACCAACACUACUGUAAACGUAUUUUGGUGGUUUGCAGUUUACAAGGUACUAUGCAAAUCUGAAGAAAUCAUAAACAUUUAUUACCUUGGUAUAUCAUAAUGGUCUUGUUGUCCUUCCUUCACAUUUAUGUGAUUUUCUGUCUGCCCCCCCCCCUCCCACAGUUGGCUACACAGCGCCGCAUGUUCAGCCCACAGCAGCAUCACGCUUGUUCCAUAUCCUGUCUAAUACCAUUCAUCCACAGGGUCAACGUUCUGGUCCACAGCGCCCUUCCUAGAAGUUCAAUGCUUGCGAAAGAACUUGUAAUAAACCAAGCCUCCCAGGAUGAUGAGCUCCAG